GCUUCUUCCCUAUGUUAUUUUAACAUUUUCCAAUUUCCCACCGAUUCUUCUCACUUGCUUAAAAUACACAGACUCUCGAAACCCUUCUCCUCUUUUCUCUUUCACUCCACCACCCCCACCCCCACCGCCCUUACCCCUCAAUCUGAAGCGGUUGUUUGUCUCUUCAAACCACUAAAAUUCUAAUCUCUUUCAGCAGCUUCAUUUCCUUCACCAAUAGGUAAACAGUUUCGGCAAAAAUUCUCGAUCUCUGUUUGUUUUUACCGGAUCGCUGGUAAACGCAGUGCCGAGAUAACGGUGGCUUGUGGUUUUGAAAUUUUUUUAUUGGAUUCAGAAAACCACACAGAAAUCAUGCGUUUUUUGUUUACUUUCCUGAAUCUCAUGGACUUGCAGGGAUUGUAUGUCUUCUCCACUUCUUCUUCUUCUUCGUUCACCCUUUGCAACGUCACCUGAAUCAAGUAUUUUCUUAGUUGCUUGUUAUCUUUCUGAAUCAAAGCUUGAAUUGUUGGUUUGGUUUGAAUUGUGUGAGGUCCCUGAAAGAAAGAAAAAAUGCCUCAUCGUACCACGUACUUCUUCCCCAGGCAAUUUCCGGACAGGUCCGGAUUCAAUGCAUCAUCGUCUUCAAAACAAUUAUUAGAUCACGGGAAUAAAAAAGUCACUAAAGAUGCUUUUAACAUCGAAAAUGACCUCCGAAAGCCUUCAUCGAAAGAUCUGUACUCCACAGUUGGCAAAAAUACAUCGAAAGCAACUGCUACUCCGACCACAAUAACCACACCAAUAUCCGAUCUCUUCACGAGCAGUGACGACGAAAAGUACCAUCUUAAGACAAAACAAUUUGGCGAGGAUGACAAGUAUAAACAAAAGAAAAAACAACUUGCCGCUUUUUUCGACUGGUUGUCCGAGAAAAAAAUUGAGAAAUCUACUAGUCACGUGAAGUUGCAAAGAUUAUCGACUGAGGAGGAUUGUCAACUGUUAGUUACACCGGACCUGGAACCAGAGCCUGUUCUUCCAGCUCCGGGGAUAAUUAAAGAGAGGGAUGUUGACCGGAAUUUUGACCGGCAAGUGUCGUUGCCAAGAUUAUCGAGUGGGAGUAGUUACGCUGGUAGCUUGUUCUCGGGGAUUACUACACUUGAUGGAAACUUUACUACCGAUAUCAAGGUUGACACGUCGACUUUGGUGCAUGUGCCGACUAUGAAGCAGGAAGUGGUGCAGGAGGUGACUGAAGAAAAGGAGGAUCAGCAGAAUAAGAAUGAAAACUUGGUGCUAAAGACUAAGGAGAGUUAUUAUUUGCAGCUUAGUUUGGCUAAGAGACUGAGUGCUCAAGCUGGUAUUGCUAGUGAGCUUUUGCUUCUGCAGGAAGGCGUACCUGAAGCCUCCGAUGCACGAACCGUUUCGUAUCGUCUCUGGGUGAGUGGAUGCUUGUCGUAUAGUGACAAGAUAUCGGAUGGAUUCUAUAACAUUUUGGGAAUGAAUCCAUAUCUAUGGGUGAUGUGCAAUGAGGACGAGGAAGGAAGUAGGCUGCCACCAUUAAUGUCGCUCAAAGAAAUUGAACCAAGUGAGACAUCAAUGGAGGUGGUUCUUGUUGAUAGACGUGGUGACUCGCGUCUUAAAGAAUUGGAGGAUAAAGCUCAAGAACUGUAUUGUGCUUCGGAGAGCACGUUGGUGUUAGUGGAGCAACUGGGCAAACUUGUUGCUGUUUACAUGGGGGGAAGUUUCCUCUGGGAGCAAGGAGAUCUCCACAAGCGAUGGAAAUUGGCUAGCAGGAGGUUGAGGGACUUCCAUAAGUGUAUUGUGCUCCCUAUUGGUAGCCUAUCCAUGGGACUCUGCAGACAUCGCGCCAUUCUUUUCAAGAAAUUGGCAGACUAUAUAGGUUUGCCGUGUCGGAUCGCUCGGGGUUGCAAGUACUGUGUAGCUGAUCACCGGUCUUCUUGUCUUGUCAAAAUCCAGGAUGACAGGCAGUUGUCAAGGGAAUAUGUAGUUGAUCUAGUUGGGCAGCCAGGAAAUCUCCACGGUCCAGAUUCCACAAUAAAUGGAGGAUUCCUUUCUUCAGUGUCUUCACCUUUUCAAAUCCCACAUAUAAAAGAAUCCCAACAACCUUACAUCGAUGAUGCACCUUAUGAGAUUCAAGACUCUAAGCAGUUGUGUGCAUUUCCUGAAAAUCCUCUAUGUUCAGGCAAUAAGGAAGUAGAGGAACACACAGUGGUUGAUGGUUGGCUUGAACAUCUGAAACCCUCCACUUAUGUACCAGUGGAUCAAGUUUGCCUUGGAAAAGAAUCGUCCCUGAUGCUUUUGGAUUUGAUAAGGAAUGCUGAAGCUCCUGACGCAGCUGGGCGAUCUGUACAUGAAUGUUCUGGACUUGAAGAAGAACAAGUUAUUAUACAACAAACUUGCAACAUAGAGAAAGUUGUAUCUGGAGGUCCAGUCAUAAACAGUGUUGUCAAGCAAACCAAAGUAAACCUAUCCAGUCAGUCGGAUAAGAAGGAAAUUGAGAGCAUAAUCGGCAAUCAAGCCAGACUUCCUUCCUUGACCAUCCCAAGAUAUUUGAAUCUUGAACCUUCACUUGCCAUAGAUUGGCUUGAGAUCUCAUGGGAAGAGUUACAUAUCAAAGAGCGUGUUGGAGCUGGCUCAUUUGGUACGGUGCAUCGUGCUGAAUGGCACGGAUCUGAUGUUGCUGUCAAGGUUCUAAUUGUUCAAGAUUUUCAUGAUGAUCAGUUGAGGGAAUUCUUAAGAGAGGUUGCAAUAAUGAAACGUGUUCGUCAUCCAAAUGUUGUUCUCUUCAUGGGUGCCGUUACAAAGCGCCCUCAUCUAUCGAUUGUGACAGAAUAUCUGCCAAGGGGCAGUCUAUACCGCCUCAUACACCGGCCUGCUGCAGGCGAAGUACUGGAUCAAAGGAGGCGUUUACGUAUGGCACUUGAUGUGGCCAAGGGGAUCAAUUAUCUUCACUGUCUUGAUCCUCCAAUUGUUCACUGGGACCUUAAAUCUCCAAAUUUGUUGGUUGAUAAAAACUGGACAGUAAAGGUGUGUGAUUUUGGGUUGUCCAGAUUCAAAGCUAACUCUUUCAUAUCAUCAAAAUCAGUGGCUGGAACACCCGAGUGGAUGGCUCCAGAAUUCCUUCGUGGAGAGCCUUCCAACGAGAAGUCUGAUGUUUACAGUUUUGGAGUCAUCCUAUGGGAGCUUGUGACUAUGCAACAACCUUGGAGUGGACUUUGCCCUGCCCAGGUGGUUGGAGCUGUAGCCUUUCAGAAUAGAAGGCUUUCUAUUCCCCAGAACACACCGCCAGCAUUGGCUUCUCUCAUGGAAUCUUGCUGGGCGGAUGAUCCAGCUCAGCGCCCAUCUUUUGGUAAGAUAGUGGAGUCAUUGAAGAAGUUGUUAAAGUCUCCACUGCAGCCAAGGCAGAUCAGUGGACAAAAGAGUUCUCCCUUCAAAGAUACUUAAUAUAUUCUCACUGUAAAAUACUUUGAGCAUCCAGCUGGCUUCGGAGAUUUAGCUGAUAGAAAUAGAGUCCUGAACCCCUAUAGUUAUGGUGAACUAACAGUACCUUUUUGGUUCCAGGCAACUGUAGAUGUGUUGCUUAUCUAACCCAUUUGGAAGGCAUUAAACUUCGAAACCCGCAGUUCAAAAUGCAGGCCUAGAAGUUCCCUCUGCAUUUGUAUAGGUUUCUAUGGGUAGCCCUUUUCAUUCAAGUUGAUUUGCAUCUCAAAUCCGAGAUGUUUAAGAUUUCGGAAGAUAUUUUGGCAUGUAUUUUCUUCUGUAAGCUGCAAUCAGGGAAUUUCUCCAUGUUCAUACAGCAGCGUGAUGUAAUAAUUCGAUUGAACUCCCAGUAUAUUUAAGCAUCAAUGCAAGUGAUCUACAGAUGCAAUCAUUUUCUUUUAA
Populus trichocarpa (black cottonwood) is the source of this 3870-nucleotide messenger RNA. Its product is annotated as serine/threonine-protein kinase CTR1. The coding region runs from base 547 to 3432 and encodes 961 amino acids. The transcript has 15 exons. The record is from RefSeq and is a predicted model, not a curated record. Gene Ontology annotation, biological process: protein phosphorylation. Lineage: Eukaryota; Viridiplantae; Streptophyta; Magnoliopsida; Malpighiales; Salicaceae. Gene Ontology annotation, molecular function: ATP binding; protein kinase activity.